CGAUCUCAGAACCUUGCUGUGUGCGGCGUAUAAGCUCUCGAGGCUGCGACUCUGUAGACCCAAGCGGUGCGGGUCACCUAGCAUUGCUGGGCUAAGAAUUUUCGCGGGGAGCCGACUAUGUUUGCAUGUGGAAUAGCCGGUCAUUCAUUAAAAGCACCGCGCCACAACCCCGCUCUUUCAAUGAUCAUACACGAACACAAAACUUUCCUUUUCGGAGAUAAUCUGAGUUCGACUAAUCGAGAAGCUGUCAAAGCGUCUGUGCGUCGGGCAGGUAUAAAGGCGGGGCUUGCCAGAGCGUUUGCCUCACCAACCCAUCUCAGACCAGCACACCCAGCACAGACUACACACGCUCAGCCUUUGCCUCCAGACAACUACCACAAUGACCGUUAUCACUAUCAAGAAGAUGUCCUCCAGCCCUCAGCAGAAGAUUAUCACCAUGGACAAUCUCCCGAAAUUCGUCGAUGGCAUCUGCGAGAUGUGCCACACCAAGGUCAAGAGCACGCGCGACCAGACACGCCAUGCUAAGGGCCACCUCUCGCUGGAGGUCCCAGAAAACAUUCCCAAGAGAUUUCCUCACGCAUGCGACCAUCCCGGCUGCGGUAGGCGCUUCGCCCAGAAGAACUCGCUGGAGAACCACGUCGACGCGAAGCACACCGGCGCGAAGAGGAUCAAGUGCCCUCACGAGGGCUGCGACAAGGGCUUCUCUGACCCCGCGGGAUGCUUCCGCCACCGCGAGCGCGCGCACGGGUGGCAGCCCAAGACGCGCCGCGGCCCGCGCGAGAAGCCCUACGACAAGCCGUCCAAGAGGAAGGCUCGCUCCGACAGUUAUCCCAUUCCGCUGUGGGGCUCCCUCUCGGACGACGAGGACGAUGAGGACGAGUACGAGCCGGACCGCGUGCCCCCGCGCCACCGCAAGUCGGCCCAAUCGACGAGCAGCGAUGUGUCCACGGACAGCGACCUGUCUGCCAAGAGCGAAGAGUCCGCGUCGAGCGCGCCUGGACGCCUGGUCAAAGAGGAGUCCGGCACGCCCUUGAGCGCCUUCCAGCAGAACGCGCCGGCCUUCAACCCGCGCCCCGUGCCGCCCUUCCCCCUCAAGGCGCACAAGUCCAUGCCCGAUCUCUCGUCGAUGACUCUGCCGGACUAUGCGAAGAUGGCCCUGUUGACGCCCUCGCCCACGCCGAUCUCGAACUUCGCGUCUCCGUCCAUUUCGAACCUCGCGUCCGCCUCGUCGAUGAACGCGCCGCAGCCGAUGCCCCAGAACAACUUCUGGGCUCGCCGUCGACCCCUGCAGGCGUCGGCGACCUGGGGGCCGCAGAUGCCGUCGUUCCAUGCGCCGCCGAUGCCAUCGCACUACGCGCCUCAGAUGCUGCCGAACUACGGUCCGCCGGCGCCAUUGUACAACGGCCUGCCGCAGAUCCCCCGCUACUUUGGCCACCAGCAGACUGAGCAGCCUCAGCCGCGGUACACGCAGCUGCCCAGGCUGCCUGAGCUGGACCAGCAGCUGGUGUACCCGCAACUGCCCAACCAGACAAGCCAAGCCAGCCAGCCCAAGGAACAGUACCCACAGCUUCCUCAGCAGCCCAAGCAGGAGUACCCGCAGCUCCCUCAGCAGUCUCAGGAGAACCAGCAGCCGCAGAUCAACUGGCAGUACUGGAACUCGCAGCUCUAG
Messenger RNA from Schizophyllum commune H4-8, 1669 nucleotides. RefSeq lists its product as uncharacterized. Gene Ontology annotation, biological process: regulation of transcription by RNA polymerase II. The transcript is spliced from 4 exons. Bases 380 to 1669 code for a protein of 429 amino acids. The record is from RefSeq and is a predicted model, not a curated record. Gene Ontology annotation, cellular component: nucleus. Lineage: Eukaryota; Fungi; Basidiomycota; Agaricomycetes; Agaricales; Schizophyllaceae. Gene Ontology annotation, molecular function: DNA-binding transcription factor activity, RNA polymerase II-specific; RNA polymerase II cis-regulatory region sequence-specific DNA binding.